This is a messenger RNA of Fonsecaea monophora, 333 nucleotides long. RefSeq lists its product as hypothetical. The record is from RefSeq and is a predicted model, not a curated record. Bases 1 to 333 code for a protein of 110 amino acids. The transcript has 2 exons. Lineage: Eukaryota; Fungi; Ascomycota; Eurotiomycetes; Chaetothyriales; Herpotrichiellaceae.
AUGGAUUCACAUUACGACUUCGACUCGUCCGGCGACAUAGAGGACCUGGUGAGACGGUUGUCUAAGGCAGCGAACCACUAUGAGACAGUCCACAACGAUAAAGAACAAAGCGAGGAAGACGUACAGCGCCAGCUGCAUUACAUUUCAAGAGAUAUUGCCUGGCUGGCCCGAGAUCUAUCGAAACACUUCCCACACAUUCAGGCAUUGGAAUUACUGCAUAGAGACUGUUGGCACGCUUUCCUUGGAGAAUUCGACGGCCACAAGGGCGUUCAUCCUGAUACGCACAAGAAUUAUGAUGUCAGUCUUAUCUAUGGGAGACAUAGGGAAGAUUAA